GCCCCCGAAACUCCGGCUCCAUGGGCGGGGCACGGCUGGCCGGGCCCGCGCCGCCUUUCGGUUUCUCUUCCAGGAAGGAAAACACUGGUGGGCAGUGGGGGCCGCGGCGGCAGCGCCCGCCCUCUCCCUCCCUCCUCCCGCUCCCUCCCUGCCCCGCGCACACGCGCGCUCAUACACGCGCGGUCCCGCACACCCGCGCACACGGCUACGCGCGGCGGGGGGCGGCAGCUUCCGAGCGCCCCCCGGAGAGCAGCGGCGGCGGCGGGGAGGGGACCCCAGGCAGCUCCGUCGGGCCGCGGUGGCGGCCGCAACUUCCUCCUGAGGAGCUGGCGGGGAGUGGGAGGUGGGAAGAGCCCCAGAAGUUCCCGGCCGCCCGCUGGGCUGCGCGGAGCUCCUCCUGAGAGAUGUCUGAGCCUGCUGCCCAGUGCUGCAUCAAGCAAGAGAGAAUUUCUUACACACCUCCAGCCAGCCCAGUACCAAAUUACGCUUCCUCGUCACCAUUACAUGUCCCAGUGCCUCGAGCAAUCAGGAUGGAGGAAGACACGAUCAGACUGCCAGCACAUCUGCGUUUGCAGCCCGUUUACUGGAGCAGGGACGAUGUUGCACAGUGGCUCAGGUGGGCGGAGAAGGAGUUUUCCCUGAGGCCAAUCGAGAGCAACACUUUUGAGAUGAAUGGCAAGGCUCUGUUGCUACUGACCAAAGAGGACUUUCGAUACAGAUCUCCACAUUCAGGUGAUGUUCUGUAUGAACUCCUUCAGCAUAUCCUGAAGCAAAGAAAAUCUCGUAUGCUGUUCUCACCUUUCUUCCAUCCUGGGAACUCUAUCCAUGCUCAGUCAGAGGUUCUAUUACAUCAGAACCAUGAUGAAGAUAGCUUUGUCCAGAGACCUUCAAGACCAUCCACAGAAGCAGUCCACCACAGCACCCCAACCAUUGAACUGUUGCAUCGUUCUAGAUCACCUAUCACCAACAACCACCGUCCAUCACCAGAUUCCGAUCAGCGGCCACUGAAGUCCCCUAUGGACAACACUGUCCGUCACCUCUCCCCAGCCGACAGGGUGCCAGGGGCAAGGUAUCAUCAAGAGAACAACCACCAGGAGCCCUAUCCUCUCUCAGUGUCCCCAGUAGAGAACAACCACUGCCCACCUCCUCCUGAGGUACUUCAGAAGCCCUCCAGCCCUCGCCAGGAGAACACCAGGGUCAUCCAGCUGAUGCCCAGCCCUAUCAUGCAUCCUUUGAUACUGAACCCCCGGCACUCUGAUUUCAAACCGCCGAGGUUGUCUGAGGAUGGGCUGCACAGGGAGGUAAAGCCAAUCAACCUGUCCCACCGAGAAGAGUUAGCUUAUAUGAACCACAUCAUGGUGUCUGUAUCCCCUCCUGAGGACCAUGCAAUGCCAAUUGGAAGAAUAGCAGACUGUAGGUUGCUUUGGGAUUAUGUUUAUCAGCUGCUUUCUGACAGCCGGUACGAAAAUUUCAUCCGAUGGGAAGAUAAGGAAUCCAAAAUAUUUCGGAUAGUGGAUCCCAAUGGGCUGGCCCGGCUGUGGGGAAACCACAAGAACAGAACAAAUAUGACUUACGAGAAAAUGUCCAGAGCCCUACGCCAUUACUACAAACUAAAUAUUAUCCGGAAGGAGCCAGGACAAAGGCUUUUGUUCAGGUUCAUGAAGACCCCAGAUGAGAUUAUGAGUGGCCGAACAGACCGCCUUGAGCACCUUGAAUCCCAGGCACUGGAUGAACAAAUAUACCAAGAAGAUGAGUGCUGAAGGGAACUGGUGCACCGCCUCUGUGGGUCUACGUGAGAAACAUCUGCUCGGAUGGCUGGCACGGUUUGGGAGGGGAAGCAACUCCACAGAAGCAGUAGUGAGGGUCUCCACUUAGCUUGAAGACCAUACAGGACCUGAAGCACCUUAACAAAACAAACUAACAGGCAGAAGUGGUGCUGGCAGAAAACUAAAUGGGAGAAAGCCUGGACUUACGCACUACUUCACUGUUCCUACAAAGUCUCCCUCAAGUUCUUUCUUUUUUUUUUUUUUCUUAAGUUUUUUGUUUGUUUGUUUGUUUUUGGUUGGGGUUUUGUUUGUUUGUUUGUUUGUUUUUCCCCUAAUAAACAUGUAGUUUGACUUCCCUUUUCUCACAUAGGGCAAAACGUGAGAUUAUGCUUUUUUUUCUUUGGAAGGCUUUCCUUUGGGAAUAGAGUGUUCUUAUUUUCCUUGCAAGUCUCAUGACAUAACACCACGUAGAACAAUAAUGACACAGAAGGGAUUUGCUCAAGGGUUCCAGUUUGCUUGGAUCAAUAUCUGUGCGCUGUGUCUGGUAAAUGUACUGAAGCUACAAAAGAAUUUACCACACAUAUCUGUCAAAUGAAUUAGUCAUCUUUCAUGUGUAGGCUGGGAUAGCAUCCCAACAUAGCUUGGGCUCAUGAAUCCUGCAAGUGGCUAUUAACUGCUAGCAUAUGGACCAAAACCAGUCACCUAAGCGCUCCAGGGAGGAGAAAAAUAAAUGUGGCAAACCUUUGAAAUAGACUGAUGUUGACAUUUUCCCUCCCUCUAGCAAAGAGGUGAUAGGAUGGAGUGGGGGAAGGGGGACAGGGGCAAGUAUAAAUAUAUAUGUACAUAUGUAAACCCCACAAUAUAUGCACAAUGCAGAAUUUCAGCUCAAAGGCUUUGAUAAAAAUCAAAGGGUAAAAUAUCUGAAAUUACAGAAGGGAGGUUUUGUUCUUAUACCUGCUAGCAAUUUUGGGGUGAAUGGUGAAGGACUUUCCAUUGAGCAUCUUAAGGAGAAUGCAAAGGGACCCAUCACGUGGUUUAUACUACUCAGAAACCACUCCAGGAUCAUUUUGUGCUGCUGGAGAGGUAGCUGAUUCACCAAUAUAAAAACCAGUGGUACAGAACUAGAAACCAAAUAGCUAUAGUGAUACCUUGGAAUUGGUUUUGUCUUUGGAGUUUGUUUUUUUAUGCUUCCCAACCCUUCCCCACCACAUGGCUUUCCCAUCCAGGAAUCUUGUCUCAGCUUGCCUGUUCUUAAUGUGAUUUAAAAGACCAGAAAAAAAGACAUCCCAGAUCUGUGUUGCUUUCUUGGGUUUGUUUUUGUUCUUUGCAAGGUGCCAUAUUUUUUACACCUUCUAUUUGGUUUACAGCAUGAGAGUGCUUUGCAGGAGGCAAGAGCCAUGCCUAUUUUGGUUGCCUAGGCUGGGAAGCUCAGCAGUCCUUAAUGCCCAGUACUAGAGGAACUACUGGCUCUUUGCAUUUCACACUGCUUGGGCUGCCAUGACAGGAAAGUCUGUGGUGUCCAGGUAUCCAGUGGUCCAUCAGCAGUGGUCCUCUUAAUGGAAAGAAGGCAGCUGCAGAAAUGAUACAUGCAAAGAGUGAAGAUGUACAGAGAAACUGUGCAGGAAUCACAUGAUUUCUGGAAGAAAACAUGUCCACACUAGUUCAUUAAUAACAGAAAGCCUCUUUUAUGGGAAAAUGCAUACUAGAAAUGGAAAAAAAAAAGGAUUAAUCUAAUCAGCUUCAACCAAAAAA
Molecule: messenger RNA, 3518 nt
Organism: Numida meleagris (helmeted guineafowl)
Lineage: Eukaryota; Metazoa; Chordata; Aves; Galliformes; Numididae
Gene: ETV6
Product: ETS variant 6
Exons: 8
Coding region: 405-1760 (451 amino acids)
Biological process (GO): cell differentiation; regulation of transcription by RNA polymerase II
Cellular component (GO): nucleus
Molecular function (GO): sequence-specific DNA binding; DNA-binding transcription factor activity, RNA polymerase II-specific
Source: RefSeq, a predicted model, not a curated record